CUCGGGAUCUAACACCAGCAGCGGGGGGUAAAGACACUGCCGCAUGCGCUCUUCCUUCCACCAAAAACACGCAGAAAGGAAGUGGGGACGCUCUGCCUCUUUGAUUUAACUGAUUUUGAGGAGGAAGGAAGACUGUGGUUGGCGUCGGGAGCGGGGCAGCCCGCCGUGCCGAGCAUGAAGCGGACGGCUGUAGUGGCCAGGCACAAUGGCCUCGUCUCUCCGCUGGGGAACAACAACUCUGGAGCUUCGAGCAUCGUCUCGCCGCCCCAGCCGAGAGCCACUAGCAUCUCCGCUUCUGCCGACAGUGGUGUCGGCGGCGGGGUGGACGGCCUGCUGGAUUUCUCCAAAGGCCCCGUCGUCAAAACCGAACUGGUCUGUAAAUGGAUUGACCGAACUUCACCGAGACAUAGGCUGGGGCGGACGGCGACAUCCGUCUGCGACCAAACUUUCAGCUCCAUGCACGAGCUGGUGGACCACGUCACCACCGAGCAUGUAGCAGCGGGGCUCGAGACCCUCAGUCAUGUCUGCAUGUGGGACGAGUGCAUGCGCGGCGGGAAGGCGUUCAAAGCCAAAUACAAACUCAUCAACCACAUUCGCGUGCACACCGGGGAAAAGCCUUUUUCAUGUGCAUUUCCCAACUGCGGCAAGAUGUUCGCACGCUCCGAGAACCUCAAGAUUCACACACGCACGCACACUGGUGAGAAGCCGUUCCAGUGUGAGUUCUGCGAGCGACGCUUUGCCAACAGCAGUGACCGGAAGAAGCACUCACAGGUCCACACGGCCUCGAAGCCCUAUGACUGCAAGGCCCUGGGCUGCACCAAGUCCUACACCCACCCCAGCUCCCUGCGCAAACAUAUGAAGGUUCACAUCAAGUCGUCACCUACCUCUGAACCCCAGGACUCAUACGACUCCAUCCCUCAUCAACUCCAACAACCUCACCUGGCACUCCUUGAGCCCCUUGACCUGAAAAUGAACCGCCUCUCUCCUUCACUUGCCGACAAAAACACUACUUUUCCUCUUCUGUCUAACCAUGAGUUGGACAUCAGCUCUGCGAGCGAUGUAGACCACAAGCUGCUGCUGCGGAGCUCAUCUCCGAUGGCGAUGCCUCUAGAUCUGUCUCUGUCAGGCCUGAAGAGUCAGCUGGCCCAGAAGCAGCAGAGCAGCAGGACCCCUCGGAGGAGUCAGCGUUCAGUCAACCCAGCCUUACCUCAGUUGUCUAACAUUAAAGAGUGGUAUGUCUGUACCAGGACUACAGCACCACACUUCCCUCUACUUCACCCAGACCACAUUAAAUCAGAACCUAGUGAUGAUGAAGAGUACGUCACGUAGGAUGGAGGGCUUGGUGAAACUGGAGGUGAACAACAGACCUCAUACAUUAUCAGACCAGGUCAGGUCAGACAAUGCUCUGUGGAAUCAUAGUUGGAGCAGUUGUAUGAUUCAACAUCAGUGGUCCCUCUGAGAUGGGGCUCAGAUGGAGGGCUGCUUCACUUGUCACCAUCUGUGGACCAAAAACAACGGCUCACAUGAUGCAUCAGAGGAAUUUAAUUUCUGUUUCUCGAACUAAACAAAAAACUGCCAGUUAUCUGAUCAGUGUUAGCGCACUAACCUGAGCUAACAGAAGGGAUAACUUUGUACAGAUGGACCAGUGAAUGUUGGUGACUGCUCUGCUGUAAAGAUGAAGAGGUGUGUAUAUGAUUAGUUUAUCUGAGAGCUCCUCCUAAAUGAAGCAAUUUCAAGGGCUAAACUGACACUGAAGGAAGGUGGUUGAUGUUAACCUGAGCUCACAGUAAUAUUGUACACAUGGUAACAGAGCAGUGAGUGUGUGCCUGUUAAGGCCGCAGUAUCAUGACUGGAAUCAGCUGAUUGUGCUGUCGGAGGGUUUCAGGUGUUUGGUGCAGACUGAGGCCUUCACUAAUGAACCCUGGUAGGGACUUGUUGAUGUGACCACAGUCUAAUCCAACAGAGCAGUCAGCUAUGGGACUGAUCAUCAAGUGUCUCCUUAACCUCUUCAACUCUAUGGACCUGUCAGUGAGUUAACCGUGAAUGUUUACACUCCAUUUAACCUUUAGUUCAGACCCCAGGUUUCCACA
This is a messenger RNA of Seriola dumerili (greater amberjack), 2090 nucleotides long. Its product is annotated as zinc finger protein ZIC 4-like. Bases 175 to 1329 code for a protein of 384 amino acids. The record is from RefSeq and is a predicted model, not a curated record. Gene Ontology annotation, cellular component: nucleus. Lineage: Eukaryota; Metazoa; Chordata; Actinopteri; Carangiformes; Carangidae. Gene Ontology annotation, molecular function: DNA-binding transcription factor activity, RNA polymerase II-specific; RNA polymerase II cis-regulatory region sequence-specific DNA binding. Gene Ontology annotation, biological process: regulation of transcription by RNA polymerase II; central nervous system development. The transcript is spliced from 2 exons.